AUGCCUGGAGUCCCGUCAAACAAGGCGUGCGAUCGUUGCAAGAAACGCCACGUCAAGUGCGAUGAGGGUCGUCCUGACUGUCAGCGUUGCGUUGCUGCAAAUGUGAAAUGUCCAGGCUAUUCUCAAGAUCGCAAAUUCAUUGAUCAAGGUGCUACUGUGCGUCGCAGAUAUGCUCCAUAUCAGAGAGAAGACUCUCGGAGCCAGACAUCAUCACAGCAUUCAGCACGAGCCAGUACUGAAGAAGAAAAUCGUAACGUCCAGCCUGACAAACCUCAGCAAGAAGCAGAUAUAAGAGAGGCGCCGGGUCAAAACCCAGCACCCCGAAGCUCUAGAUCCUCCACAACCGAGGCUCAAACCAAUCCCUCUGGUUCAGGGCAGCCUGAUGGUGUAUCCGGGAAUGGAAUGCCUCUUGAUGAGGAGCCUAACCUAGCCACCACGGCUCCAUAUGCAAACAUUGCUCUUCCUGCAAACUUCCUCGAUAACGCUCAACAGCCUCUCUCAGAUCUCCCAAAUCCGGAGAACUUGGCUUACACCAAUACGUUUGGACUUUUCAAUUCGUUGCAGUCUCCAAUGUUCUUCAACAACAGUUCCGGAAACUCGGGAAAUUUGAACUCCACGACGACCUCUAACUAUGCGUAUACCAUGCCGGAUGCGCGUAACGUCAAUGCAUUUGGAGAUCUCUAUUCAGAACUAAUGAUCAAUAGUGAGCGCGAAAUAGCAUUUCUCAAGAGACACUAUGUUGAGUUCAUAUCUCCAUGGCUUGAUUUACAUGACUCGGAGAAAUUCUUCAUGUUAACCAUUCCCAGGAGAUCUCUUCAUGUUCCCUUCAUACAAUAUGCCACAUUAGCAAUAGCUGCAAAGCAUCUUGCACGAAUCAAUGGUGUCAGGCCUGGUCCCAACACAGCAUUGAACACAACAACAACAGAAACAUAUCCCAAUGCAGACCAAGUAGACUGGCUCUUCAAAGCGACCAACUACUACUACCAAGCACUAUUCCAUCUAAAACAACUAGUCUUUGGCCAAGCAGACUUUCAGCAAUUAGAUGCUACGACUCCACCAAUUCAGAUUCUAUGUCAGGACCUAAAAAUUGAUUACACAUCCGAAGAAACUAGACGAGGCAUUCUCCCGCCCAAUUUCAUCUCCUACAUGGAUGACAUUCUACCUGGUGUGGUUAUUUUGACUGGUUUUGAUAUUAUUGAUAAACCUGGUACGGAAUGGGAAAGACGACUUCUCGGAUUGAGGCAUCUUAUGCAAUCUAUCUUAUCACUGGCUACAUCUCCCAGUAAGGGUUCCACCAUGUCACAUGGACUCCAGGUGUCUUUCUGGAAUUUUGCAUACUUGGAUUGUUUUGCAUCAUAUGCCAAUCGUCGACGCACUUGUAUGGAUGCUUAUAAUUUCGACCUUUUCCGAGCUGCUGGCCUUGCCAUCGAUGAUGGUGGCAAUUUCUUUUCAACCGCGCCACAGUCUUCUCCACGACGAGAUGAUAUUUUCUUACGCGGCAUAACAUUUAUCGUUCUCAAACUAAUGAACUUUAUUGCCGAGUUCAAAGAGAUUCAACAGUCGUCUACUUCCAUGUCAUCGCCAGUCCCAGACUUCUUAUCAAACAUUCCAGUACCUCAGUCAAGUGGCCUUGCAGUGACAUGGUACCAGUUGGUCCAAGAAGUCAGCAACUGGCACGACUCUUUGCCUGAUACAUUCGAACCAUAUAUUCGUCUAGAAAACCCGCAUGAUUUGGUUUCCCCUACUUCUCCUUCAACAUCUCCCCCUUUUCCGGAAAUAGUAUUUAGUUGCGCCACACACGCGGCUACGGUGGCACUUUAUGACUUUGCGCGCAUCAUUCUCCUUCUCAACCGACCUCACAACAGCCAGAGCGUAGCCCGCGAUAGAUUGGUUGAGUACAGAGAAAUAACGAAAGAGGUCGAUAUCCGUGCUCGUGAAAUCGCUGGGAUUGCAAUGGGCAGAACCGCAUCUGCUGUUCAGAUUCACUUGGUUCAGCCACUCUAUGUAGUAGGAUUGUGUGACGAUCGACCGGAAGCCCGUCAAAAAAUCGUCGAACUACUGCGCGUCAUUCGAGCAGAAUCUGGGUGGGAGACAGAAUAUAAAAUUGCGCAAUUGCAUGAGCUCUGGAAGAAGAGUUGA
Molecule: messenger RNA, 2139 nt
Organism: Talaromyces marneffei
Lineage: Eukaryota; Fungi; Ascomycota; Eurotiomycetes; Eurotiales; Trichocomaceae
Exons: 4
Coding region: 1-2139 (712 amino acids)
Biological process (GO): positive regulation of transcription by RNA polymerase II
Cellular component (GO): nucleus
Molecular function (GO): DNA-binding transcription factor activity, RNA polymerase II-specific; zinc ion binding; transcription cis-regulatory region binding
Source: RefSeq, a predicted model, not a curated record